Messenger RNA from Aspergillus nidulans FGSC A4, 2712 nucleotides. RefSeq lists its product as uncharacterized. Bases 1 to 2712 code for a protein of 903 amino acids. Gene Ontology annotation, molecular function: transmembrane transporter activity. Gene Ontology annotation, biological process: spermine transmembrane transport; transmembrane transport; spermidine transmembrane transport. The record is from RefSeq and is a predicted model, not a curated record. Gene Ontology annotation, cellular component: plasma membrane. Lineage: Eukaryota; Fungi; Ascomycota; Eurotiomycetes; Eurotiales; Aspergillaceae. The transcript has 5 exons.
AUGAUGCAAAUAGACCUCGCAGACGACCAAGACGAAAGACAGAGGAGACUCCAAGAAUGGGACAGUGACGACGACCCGGGGAAUCCGCGCAACUGGUCCACGCUGAGAAAGACUCUGACAACGACCGUCAUCGGCUUGAUUGGGUUCGCAACCACUGUCAAUGCCUCCAUCUAUUCUUCUGGUCAUGAGCAGGUCAAAAGAGACUUCAAUGUGUCAACGACGGUCUCUCUGCUUCCGCUUUCGGCAUACUCCCUGGGACUGGCAUUUGGACCGAUGAUCUCCUCUCCACUCUCUGAGACAUUCGGCCGCAAAUUCGUUUACCUCCUUACCCUUCCGAUGGUGGAUCUCUUCACGCUCGGUGUCGGGGCGUCGCAGGGGAUCGCUUCGUUGAUAGUGUGCCGCUUCGUCGCCGGCGUCUUCGCAGCACCGGGCGUCUCAGUGGCAGCGGCGACAAUUACUGACUACACACCCCCUUCUAGGAGAGUCAUUCCGCUGGGGAUCUACUACGCAAUCCCGACAAUAGGAAGCUCAAUGGGUCCCUUGAUCGGUUCAUUUGUGGUCGAGCAGCGCGGCUGGCGAUGGACGGCAUGGACACCGCUCAUCAUGGCGGCAGUCGUCCAUCCGCCAGCCAUCUUCAUCAGAGAGUCAUAUAAGCCGAUCCUGUUGCAAAGGCGCGCAGAGAAACUGGGUGGCGAAGGUGUCCUGCCUGUGCAGCGCCAAACUGCAAUGCAGCUCUUUAAAGAAUUCGUCACCUCGACCAUCGUCCGCCCGCUCCAUAUGCUCUUCACCGAGCCCCUCGUCGGCUUCAUCUGCCUCUACUGCGGCUUCCAGUUUGCCCUGCUCUACACCUUCAUCGUCGCCAGCCCGCGCGUUUUUGCAGACGUCUACGGCUUCUCCCCUUCUGGUCAGGGCCUCUCCUUCCUAGGCAUGGUAGCCGGCUGCAUAUGUGCACCUCUAGUCCUCUUCACAGUCGACCGGAUUGUGCAGCUAAAUCCUACCCUCCGAAUCCGAAAUAACAACACUGAGGGCGGCGGAUCGCCCCCAGAGCUCAAGCUCUACACAGCCAUGUUUGGCUCUCUCAUCCUCCCCACCGGCCUCUUCCUCUUCGCCUGGACGGCGAAACCGCACAUCCACUGGAUGGCCCCCAUUGUAGCACAAAGCCUGACAUUCCUUGGCAGUAUGCUUAUAUACAUCCCCUGUAACUUCUACAUGCUUGACGUGUAUGGGUCUAAAUACGGGGCGUCUGCAAGUGGGGCGUCAAGCUUGACAAGGUAUACCCUUUCCACUGCGUUCCCGCUGUUCGUACCGCAGAUGUACGACGCGCUGGGGGUGGACUGGGCGACUAGUCUUCUGGGAUUUCUAGCUACGGUGAUGGCGCCGAUUCCGUGGGUUUUCUUCUACAAGGGGCCAGGGUUUCGGGCGCGUAGUGGAAUAAACAUUUACAUUAUCCCACGCAGCCUAAAAUUAGCCAAGGAAAACGUCGCCAAGGGCCAGCCGUUCGGGCCCGUGCAUUGGGGUCGGAUUAGUGGAUUGUUCGCAGGACAUCUGAGGACGCAGGGUAUAAGAACAUCGCCGGGUCCAUCCUCUGCAAGGUUCGGCUCCGUUCACUCCAAUCAUUCUUACAGCUACAUCUUGAGCCCUAUCUGCCUGCCUAUUAACAAGGCUACUCUAUCCGAAAUGACCGCACCACACCGCCGUAAACCAAUCCCCCAGCCUCAUGGCCGCUCUCACUCUCAUCCUACCGCUAUUUCCCAUCCCCAUCCUCACUCCCCAGCGCCGGCAUACACCAGACCUGCUCAACCCCGUGCACCACAGCAGAUGGCAUACCAUCCUCCUCAGUCUCUGGCCCAUGGUACUCCAGCUCCAGCACGGUCUCGCUCCCACUACCUCCCUCAUCCCCGCUCGGCUCCAGCGCAAGCAAGACAACUCUCCCACAUUCAAACAACGCAGCGCCACCACGGCCAACAGUUGAAACAGCACACCACUCAGAUAUCGCAGCAUGCAAAUACAAUGAAGUCCCAAGCGAAGCUAAACCAAAGUGCCCAGAAAGAGAACGCGCAGAUAGCAAAGAGCAUGCAGAAACAAUUCGCAGCACAGCAAAAAACAUUCAACAAGCACGCCAAUGCACAACAAAGGGCUUUUGAUAAGCAAUCUGCUGCGCACCAGAAGCACUUCGAGAAACAGAAUGCUGCCCUUGCAGCUCAGUAUGAGAGAGACCGCGCCGCAAUGGACCAUGAAAUGGAACAGAUCCGGCAUGCUGAUGCGCAGAGGCAGUAUGAGUACGAGCAAUAUAUGUGGUAUAAGUCACAGGCGCAGGUGGAGCAAGACAGGAAAGAUUGGGAUAAGACUGUUGCAGGUGUUGUUGCAGGAGCGGCACUUGGGGCUGCGGCCGGUGCAGCAGCGGGGGUUGCAUGGGAAAGGGAGCAGUGGGAAGAGCAGCGAUUGCAAGCUGAAGCUGAGCGGCAGGAAGAUUCGAGCGAACUAGAGCCAUCUGACUAUGAGUAUGAGAGCAGGAACGAGGGGUAUCAGACUCAGAGUUUGGGGUAUGACAACGGCAACUCGGGGUAUAACGACAGUGGGUAUGAGCAGCAGCAGCCGUAUACAUCUCUCGACUUUAUGACGCAGAAUAGGGAUGGGAACGACGGGGAUGACGACUGCUGCGAUGGUUGCUGUGGAGGGAAUGGGAAUGAUGACGACGAUUGCUGUUGCUGA